This is a messenger RNA of Dracunculus medinensis (Guinea worm), 1395 nucleotides long. NCBI's taxonomy places the organism in Eukaryota, Metazoa, Nematoda, Chromadorea, Rhabditida, Dracunculidae. The record is from the annotation of a GenBank genome assembly.
AUGGAUGUUUAUUCAUCAACAGAUAUUGGUCAUGUAUCAUUUUCGGGUUUAAAUGAACCAUGUUCUAUUGGAUCAAUCGUCGAAGUUGUUAUUAAUGCUCAUGGAGAUUCAUCGAAUGGUUCUGUAAUAGUUGAAGCAAUUCCACCAUCAGGUCGCCUGAAAAAGUGCCAGGUUUAUGGCUUGGAUGUUGGACUAGUCGGACAAGAAUUGAAAUUCAGUGUGAAUGCAUCUCAAGCUGGCGAAGGCAGAGUCAAGGUAUCAGUCUUAAGACAUGGUCGAUUACUUCCUUGUGAUGUCCUAGAACAAGGAAAUUCUGGCCUGUAUCGAGUAAGUUUCACACCAGAUGGUGCAGGACAAUAUAAAAUUCAUGUCCUUUUCAAUGAAAUGGAAGUAAAAGGUUCACCCUUUAUACUGGAUAUUGCUGAUGCUAGUUCCUUGUCAGUAUAUGGUGAUAAUCUUCGAAUGGCAUCUGUGGAUCGCUUAAGUACCUUUACGAUUCAUGCUGUGGGUGCAGAUCCCAAAGAUAUCACAGUCACAAUAACAGCACCAUCGGGUAAAACUAAAUUAGCGCGCAUAUAUCAGACCGACGAUGUAACAUAUAAAGUGGAGUGGAAAGCAGUAGAAACUGGUGAACAUUCCAUUGAUGUUUGUCUAUUCAACCAAAGCAUCUAUGAAAGUCCAUUUUUAUGUAACGUAGGUGAUCCAGAUCUUGUAAGUGUGCGGAAUAUGCCUGAUUUCAUUGAUGCCGACCAACUUUUCAAGGAUUACACUUUCGAAAUUGAUGCCUCGGCAGCUGGCUCAGGAAAUUUGGAGAUUAUGAUCAAUGGUGGUCGAGUACCAUGUAGAGUUCGAGAGCUUGGUGGGCGUAGUUACCUUGCAUCUUUUACACCCACUCAAGCCGUUCCUCAUGUUAUCGAAAUGCGCUUUAAUGGUGAGAAUGUCCGACUUUCACCAUGGAUGAUUCAUGUAAAGAAUCAACAACCAGAAAUACGAUACGAAAUUGAACAUCACGUUAAACGUAAAGUUGAAAGUAAAAGUACGGAGCGAAAAGAAUCUUGGUACAUAGAAUUAUCUGGUGUCGGCCUGCAGCGUGCAGCAGUCGGGAAGUUGACUUCUUUUGAAAUUUUUGGUGAUAGUAUCGAAAAAGAUGAUAUUCAGAUUAAAUUUUGGGAUCCAUAUGGUAAGGAAGUACCAGUAAAAAUUAGAAGAUCUGAAAAUAAAUUUGUUUGUGAAUACAAAAUUGAUAAGGUCGGCGAACAUCGCCUGGAGAUGUUAAUUUGCGGCAAGAAAACUGAACCAUAUCCAUUGUUUAUCUCUGGUUAUUCUCUAGACAACGUUAAAAUAGAACCGCUUGGUGGUGGAUUGCCUGGGCAAGCUGUUCAGUUUUUCGGUUAG